GAUAAGAUUUGUGUUAUUUAGCAAGGAACAUUCUUUGUACAUCUGAGAAAAAAUUAAAAUUUACGGAUUAAAUUUGCAUUUGAACAGAAUCUUUGCAAUAAUGAAUUUAAUUACAGCCAUCAAAUUGUACGUGGAAAAAAUGUGUAAUGAAUCAGGGCCGGGAAUGAAGACUAUUUUGCUGGACAAAGAGACGACAAGUAUAAUAUCAAUGGCUUUCAGCCAAUCGGACAUGCUGCAACGUGAGGUCUAUUUAUUCGAACGUCUUGAUUCAGGUCGUUCUAAUGAGCGCAUGAAAAAUCUUAAAUGCAUUGUAUUUAUUAGGCCUACUAAACAAAACAUACAGCUGUUAGCCGAUGAACUCCGCAGUCCCAAAUAUGGUGCAUAUUUUAUUUAUUUCAGUAACAUCAUUCCACGCACCGACAUUAAAUAUUUAGCCGAGUGCGAUGAAAGUGAAUCAGUACGCGAAGUGAAAGAAGUAUACGCAGACUAUCUGUGUGUAAACCCAAAUUUGUUUUCACUCAACAUUAAUAGUAGUAUGCAUCGUCUAAAUUGGCUGCCCGACGCGCUUGGUCGCACAGUACAAGGCGUGUUAGCCGUAUUAUUAUCUCUUAAACUCAAUCCGGUUAUACGAUAUCGCGCUGGUUCAGCUGUAUCGCAAACAUUGGCAAAGCAAAUAUAUGAGCAAAUUUGCAAGGAGUCGAGUCUUUUUGAUUUUUCACGCACCCAUGAGAAUGGUGCAGCACCACCAUUACUGCUUAUAUUGGAUCGCCGUGACGAUCCUGUUACGCCAUUGUUGCAUCAAUGGACCUAUCAAGCAAUGGUCCAUGAACUAUUAAAUAUACAUAACAACCGCGUUGAUCUCUCCAACAUACCGGGUAUACCGAAAGAUUAUAGAGAGCUCGUUUUAUCCGGUGAUCAGGAUGAGUUUUACGGCAAUAAUAUGUACGCAAAUUUCGGUGAAAUAGGUUCUACAAUCAAAAACUUAAUGGAGGAGUUUCAGCGUAAAGCUAAGGAUCAUAAAAAAGUGGAGAGUAUAGCUGACAUGAAGAAUUUCAUUGAAACAUAUCCACAGUUCAAGAAAAUGUCUGGUACGGUACAAAAACAUCUCUGCAUAAUGGGUGAAUUGUCAGCACUUACUACUAAACGGAACCUUUUCGAAGUAUCCGAAUUGGAGCAGGAAGUUGCCUGUAAAGCGGAACAUUCGGCACAGUUACAGCGUAUACGCAAAAUUAUAGCCGAUGAACGCAUAUCAGUCGAUGAUGCUAUCAAAUUAGUGGCGCUUUAUGCAUUGCGUUAUGAACGACACGCCAAUUGUGAUACAUCUAGCUUAUUGCAAAUUAUUAAAACACGUGGUGGGAAAACAGCAAUCGUGCCUAGUUUAAUUGAAUAUGCUGGUACGCAUAUGAGGCAAGGAGAAAUAUUCAACUUGGUGCGCAUAUCUGAUGCCGUCAAACUAACCCGAAAUUUAAUUAAGGGCCUAAAGGGCGUGGAAAACGUUUUCACACAACAUACACCACUGCUCAAAGAAACUUUGGAGGAAGUUUUCAAGGGUCGUGAACUAGAUCCUAUGUACCCCGCCAUUAAUUCUGAACUUGUGCCAUUUCGUCGUCCACCGCAAGAGGUGGUGGUGUUCAUCAUUGGCGGCGCAACUUAUGAAGAAGCCCUUGCAGUACAUCAGCUUAAUAAUGCCGGUUACAAAGUGAUUUUGGGUGGCACCACAAUACACAAUUCAGAAAGUUUCAUAAAUGAGGUUUUGAACGCCACCGAUGGUAUGCAAUUUAAACACACGAAAACAAUGUUAAAAUACAUUUCCAGUGAUAACUAUUAAAUUAUGUUGUUGGACCCUCCAAAAGGCUGUAUAUAAUUAUGUUCUAUGUAUGUAUGUACAAGCAUAUGUAAACAUGUAUUUAUUAAUUCUAUAAUAUUCCUGUAUAUGCUAUAUACAAUUUACAUCUGUAUGACUUGUAAUCUUAUUAGUUAUUCGUAUUAUUUAUUAACCUACUAUAAGAUUGAUCGUUAAAAUUGGCACCUUUAAAAAGUAACCACAAAUUUCCAAUGAAUGGUGAAUUUAGUUAGAAGCUACACUAAUUAUUCUCCCUAAAAAUUUUCAGUCAUUCCCAUGAAACAACAAUAUUUUUAUUUAGAAGUUGUAUAUAGUCGCAUUUAUUGAGUUUCCUUGAGCUUUGCUUUUGCUUGCCUUCAUAUUUUUGAACAAUCUUGCUGUAACGAACGUAUGUGACUCUUAUAUUUUUAACUUAUAUACCAUUAAUAACAAAUGUUUUCCAAAAUAUGUAUUAUUCAAUUAUUUAAAUAAAUAUAAGUAACCGUUA
Bactrocera tryoni is the source of this 2330-nucleotide messenger RNA. RefSeq names its product vacuolar protein sorting-associated protein 45 (gene Vps45). The record is from RefSeq and is a predicted model, not a curated record. The transcript has 4 exons. NCBI's taxonomy places the organism in Eukaryota, Metazoa, Arthropoda, Insecta, Diptera, Tephritidae. Gene Ontology annotation, biological process: vesicle-mediated transport; intracellular protein transport. Gene Ontology annotation, cellular component: Golgi membrane. The coding region runs from base 101 to 1828 and encodes 575 amino acids.